Molecule: messenger RNA, 525 nt
Organism: Mercenaria mercenaria
Lineage: Eukaryota; Metazoa; Mollusca; Bivalvia; Venerida; Veneridae
Product: L-xylulose reductase-like
Exons: 1
Coding region: 1-525 (174 amino acids)
Biological process (GO): xylulose metabolic process; glucose metabolic process
Molecular function (GO): L-xylulose reductase (NADPH) activity; carbonyl reductase (NADPH) activity
Source: RefSeq, a predicted model, not a curated record
AUGGUUUGGUCAACAAACGCCGGGAUCCUUGGAGAGAGUUGUUCUGCAGUUGAUUGUCGAGAGACCGAAAUCAUCAAAAUAUUGGACAUUAAUCUGCUGGGCGCAAUAAAUUGUGCACAAUUGGUUGCAAAGAAAAUGAUUGAUGCCAAAGUAAAAGGAUCUAUCGUGAAUAUUUCAAGUGUGGCCGGAAUAGGUGCUUGUUAUUCUUACUUGCCGUACAAUGUUUCGAAAGCAGGGCUGGAUAUGGUCACUAAACAAUUUGCACUGGAACUUGGACCAUACCAGAUAAGGGUUAAUUCGGUCAAUCCUGCGACUGUCGUGACGCCUAUGGUUACAAAUCUAAAGAAUACCGCAAAGGGUUUAACUUCCCAAACACCUAUGGGUAGAGUUGCAAAGGUUGAGGAAGUUGUUUGGCCGGUAUUGUACCUUCUUAGUGACUAUUCAAGUAUGGUUACUGGACAGUUGCAUCCGGUUGACGGAGGACUGCUGUCCAAUAUAGCGGUGAAAUAUGAUUUUUCUAAAUGA